AUGGAGCUUGAGCAGCACCUGGUCAAGAACAGCCUGGCCUAUGGCGCCACGCCUCGGCUUGGCCAGAUUUCUGUGGCUCGAAAGGCGAUGGGUGGUGCGUCCAUGAAAGCCAAGGGGCCCGACCAGCUGAUGAUCGCUUCCGAGAUCGCGGGCAUGUCAUCAGUCGUCACUAAAGACAUGCUGGUGGUGGACUUCCGCACGCGGCUGCUGACUGGCAUCAAGUCAGUGUAUGGCGAGCUGAGUGAGGAAGGGGAGAUCAAUGCUGAGCAGUUCUCGUACCUGAAGGAGAGUGCAGAUGAGGGUCUGGACUCAGUCAGCACCCCCCUAUGUGAUUGGUACCACCUGGAGAACUCCCUGUCAGCCUCGGGGUGGCGCAAGCUGAUUAACAAGUUCCUGAGGGGCUUUGAGAAGACCCUGCAGCGCUGGCUGUUCACUUCCCUUGAAACCUCGGCGAUUAUUGCCAGGAACUUCAUCCAUGCUCAUGAGGAGGCCACACACCACCUGCACGAGUACAUACAGUUCAUUAAACAAGAGCAGUCAGAGAAUGGGGUAAUGGAUGAUGCCACACGGCUUGUAGAAGAGGCUUCAGCAAUGGUCCUUGAGGAAAGCAGGCAGGAGAGCGAGCAGGCAGUUGAGUUUGUCAAGAACCUACGCCGUGCCUACCCUGAGAUUGCACGUGCCAUCAAGAGUAAACUGGCUGCAUGGGAGGUUCUGCGCAUGAAGGCAGAGUAUGUCCAGAAACUGGGUCAGUCUGGCCUGAUAGAGGCCAAGGAGGCCACUGCCCUCACCCUGCUUAUUGAGAGCACGAUCAAGAAGCUGAUGUACAACCCGCCCAAGGUCGACCUCGCAGAGCCCAAGGUCAUGCUGAAGACCCACCCCGUGUUCUAUGAGAUGGACCAGCACGCCUUUGACACCCUCGUAUGGCCACACGCCAAGCUCAAGGUCUAUGACAAGGACCAGACGAUAUUCGAGCUUGGGCAGGAGGCCCGCAACUUGACUCUGAUCGUCCGUGGCAUAGCAAGGGUGGAAUCGCCAGGUGUUGAGAGGGGAACCUACCAAGAGGGCACUGGUGCAAUGGUGGGCAUCAGCGAGGUUAUGCUGAAGCAACGCAGGUCCCGCAGCCUCACCGCCGAGACCGUCGUCCAGGUGUACCACAUCGACGCCCAGGAGUUCCACACCAUCGUGCAGAGGCACGAGACUGUGCGGCGCAGGUCCUGGCAGAUGGCGGGCGCCUUCCAGACGCUGCAGCACCCCUGGGGUCCCUUUAAGGGGGCUAGCCUUGGAGAACUGCAGUCCGUGUUCUGGCGCUCCGAUCUCCUGAUGCGCAGCCAGGGCGAGCGCCUCAAGGUGGAGGGCACCUGGUACCUGGCCCACGGCGAGCUGGUCGAGCUCAACAACGACGGCUCCCGCCGCUGCCCCACGCCCUCCCCCGCGCCCCUCUCCCCCUCCAUCGCUGUCCACCUCUGCACCUCGGACGUCAAGAUCCUCAAGCUGCCCGAGAACGCCCGGCCCAGCCACCUGGGCAUGAAAUCGUCCACCCCCUCCCUGGGGCCCCGCGCAAGCGCCUCGGGUGUCCGCCGCACCUCCCUAGCAAACCUGUCGAUGCGGCCGUCGGCCCUGACGGCCAACAGCAUCGGCAGGGCCAGCAGCGGGACGCCGGGAUCGGGGAAGGGCUCCCCUGCGGCGUUUGGACGGCCAUCAUACGGAUCCCAGACGGGCAAGGCGGGAGGCGCCCUGCAAGGCCUGCCAGGGAUUGCCGAGGCGAAGCCAAGCCUGGGCCGCAGCGGGCUGGCCAACAUCGCAGAGGGGGACGGGGAUGAGCCCCAGGCGCCCUCCGCGUGGGAUAGCGUGAAGGUGGCUGGGGAGGAGCAGGAGGGGCGGGGGGCAGGUGGGGGUGGCAGCAGGUUCGUGGCGCGGGGGCUGAGCCCGGAUGUGGAGCAGGUGCACCCGCGGUCGGUGAUGAGUGCGGACUCGAAGUUUAGGCAGGAGAUGCAGAGGAUGCAGCCGCAGACCAUGAGGCCCAGCUCAGGCAGCAGCAGGCCGCCGACCCGGCCGCCCGUCGGCGAUCGUCCAUGA
Messenger RNA from Ostreobium quekettii, 2076 nucleotides. The record is from the annotation of a GenBank genome assembly. NCBI's taxonomy places the organism in Eukaryota, Viridiplantae, Chlorophyta, Ulvophyceae, Bryopsidales, Ostreobiaceae.